Molecule: messenger RNA, 1392 nt
Organism: Brettanomyces bruxellensis
Lineage: Eukaryota; Fungi; Ascomycota; Pichiomycetes; Pichiales; Pichiaceae
Gene: ARG4
Product: argininosuccinate lyase
Exons: 1
Coding region: 1-1392 (463 amino acids)
Cellular component (GO): cytosol
Molecular function (GO): argininosuccinate lyase activity
Source: RefSeq, a predicted model, not a curated record
AUGUCAGGACAACCACAAAAGUUAUGGGGUGGUAGAUUUACAGGCGCUACAGACCCUCUUAUGGAUUUGUACAAUGCCUCAUUACCAUAUGAUAAAAAGAUGUAUGCCGCCGACUUGGAAGGCACUCGGGUGUAUACCAUGGGUUUGGAGAAAAUUGGAUUGUUAACAGCAGAUGAACUGAAAGAAAUUCAUCGUGGUUUGAAACUUAUCAAAGAGGAAUGGGCAGAGGGUAAAUUUGUGGAAAAACCAGGCGAUGAAGAUAUUCACACUGCAAACGAAAGGAGAUUGGGUGAAAUAAUUGGUCGUCAUAUAGCUGGUAAAGUUCACACCGGCCGUUCGAGAAAUGAUCAGGUUGCUGUUGAUAUGAGAUUGUACGUCAGGGAUGAAUUGCGUAGUGUUUCAAAUAUAUUGAGCAAGCUGAUUCAAACCAUAGUGGCAAGAGCAGAAAAAGAGAUUGACUAUUUGAUGCCCGGAUAUACGCAUUUGCAACGGGCUCAGCCAAUCAGAUGGUCCCACUGGUUGAGUAUGUAUGCCACCUAUUUCACAGAGGAUUACAAACGUCUUCAACAGGUGAUAGAUAGAGUGAAUGUUUGCCCACUAGGUGCUGGUGCAAUUGCCGGUCAUCCAUAUGGUAUCGACCGUGAGUUCAUUGCUAAAGAAUUGGGAUUUAAUGGGGUGAUUGGAAAUUCGAUGACUGCAGUUUCGGAUAGGGAUUUUGUGAUGGAGACAAUGUUCUGGAUUUGCUUGUUUAUGAACCACGUGUCUAGAUUCAGCGAGGAUCUUAUUCUAUAUUGCACGAGUGAGUUCCACUUUGUCACUUUGGCAGAUGCUUAUUCCACUGGAUCUUCGCUCAUGCCACAGAAGAAGAACUCGGACUCCUUGGAGCUUUUGAGAGGAAAAUCCGGAAGAGUCUUUGGUAAUCUUGCCGGCUUCAUGAUGUCAAUGAAGGGAAUACCAUCUACCUAUGAUAAGGACAUGCAGGAGGAUAAAGAGCCAUUAUUUGAUGCUCUGACAACAGUUGAGCACUCUAUUCUUAUUGCAACUGGCGUUAUUUCUACGUUAACAGUUCACAAGGAAGAGAUGGCUGCUGCUUUAAGUAUGGAUAUGUUGGCUACAGAUUUGGCUGACUAUUUGGUGAAAAAAGGUGUUCCAUUUAGAGAGACGCAUUACAUUUCCGGUGAGUGUGUUCGUGCUGCCGAGGAAGCCCAUCUUUCAGGAAUAGACAAGCUAUCUCUUGAACAAUUUCAGGCAAUUGACAAAAGAUUCGGUCCUGAUGUGUUCGAAACCUUUAGUUUUGAAAAGAGUGUCGAGGAGAGAACUUCCACAGGUGGUACUGCCAAGAGUGCUGUCUUGAAACAGUUGGCAAGUCUUGAAAAGCAGAUUGGUCAAUAA